Molecule: messenger RNA, 3775 nt
Organism: Podarcis lilfordi (Lilford's wall lizard)
Lineage: Eukaryota; Metazoa; Chordata; Lepidosauria; Squamata; Lacertidae
Source: the annotation of a GenBank genome assembly
CUCCCCUGGCACUCGCAGAAGUGCGGGGCAGCAGGUAGGCGCUUGGAGGGGAGGGGGCACCUGGAACUGGAGGGGGGGCUUUGUUUCUUUUCAGAGUUUUGCGCGAGGCCCUUGGACAGGGGAUGCACCCCAAAAUUGGGGGUGGGCGGGCUAGAGAGGAACGUAGAAGCCUCCUGGCUGAUAACGAUGCCCCCCCUCCAUCCUGCCGUCGGCUGCCCCCCUCCACCUCUCUUCUAAUUUUCCGGCCAGCUCGAUGCUUCUUCCACUCAUCCCGGGACACCUCCUUGGCAAGAGCCGCCCUUCCUGACCUUGCUCCCCGCGCCCCAACUUCUGGCUGCUCCCUGGUUUCUCGCGCGUGGGUGGCAGCUGCCUGGGUGCUCCGGCGCAAGGGUGCUCGCCUCUCAGAAGCAGAGAGACUGGUGGAGCAAGGAGCAAGGGGGGCACUGCCCCACGCAGGUGGCACCAGAGGACGCGGCGGAUUUAAAACCCAGCUUCCUGCGAGCCGCCGCGCCCGAGUUUGUGUCCCGCAGGUGGGCGCAAGGAGGGCAGCGGCGGCAGCCUUCGCGGGCCGGGCUGGCCAGCCGCCUGGGGUCUCCUAGCGCAGGGUGGCGGAGGAGGAGAGGCCGUGUCGGGUUACAGCCGAGCUGUGCACUCCCCUAAUGAGUGUAAAGACGAAGCCUCGGCGGCCGCCACCUGCGCACCCUCCGAAACCGGAUCGCUCGUCCCCAGGGAGCCGCUUCCCCAAGCCGCAGGCGGGCUGGCGAGGCCCCGGCGAAUGGAGCCCGUGUAACCAAAUGCGCCUGCGGGGGACCUGGCGGAGCAACAGCUUGUCCUUUGUCUCUGGCCCUGCAGGAGAAUUUCCCGUCCGACGCCCCCGUCGCCUUGCCUAUCCCUGGCCCUGCAGGAGAAAAGGACGGCAUCUGACUCGGGCCGGGGAGAAUGUCCCUCGUAAGGCCGAAGACGGGGCGGCAGCAGCAGCAGCUGGGCGCAGAGCCCUGGGGCGCUUCCUGCGGGGCUGGCGCCGUGGACGACAGCCUCACCAACCUGCAGUGGCUGCAGGGCUUCACCUUCCUCCCCGCCAGCCCGGAGAAGCCUUCCUCUGCCAGCCUCCUGCAGCAGGGCUCCUACGCGCCAGCCAGCCCGCCCGCGGGCGACACAGCGGCCAUGGGGGUGCCCACGGGGAUGGGCAAACCCGCCAGCUCCAGCUCCUCCCUGCAGCUCCUCGCCCCCGCCCCAGAGGCGGUCGACUACCGGACCAACGGGCAGGUGAAGCCGCCCUACUCCUACGCCACCCUCAUAAGCAUGGCUAUGCGGGCCAGCCCAGAAGCCAAGCUCACGCUCUCGGCCAUCUACGCCUGGAUCACCGAGAACUUCUGCUACUACCGCCACGCAGAGCCCAGCUGGCAGGUGAGGCGGUGCCUGAGCAGCAGGUGGUCUUGCAAGCAGAUGCCUUGCGAGCAGGUUCAAUCCCCAGGGGCAGAGUAGGGGAGGGACUCUGGCCUGAAACCCUGGAGAGCCAUUGCUGCUGGUAGACAAUACUGAGCUAAAUGGACCAAGGACACACACGAGGGAAGUUGUUCAGGGACGUUUUUAAUAUUUAACGCUGUACUGUUUUAACACUUGAUUGGGAGCCGCCCAGAGUGGCUGGGGAAACUCAGCCAGAUGGGCGGGGUAUAAAUAAUAAAUUAUUAUUAUUAUUAUUAUUAUUAUUAUUAUUAUUAUUAUUACAAGGCAGAAAGUUGUGUUCCUAUGACAAAAGGCAGGAAGGGCCAGUGGGAAGGGGGAGACUGAGCUGGCCUCCCAUCAAUAUUGUGGACUUGAAGAAAUGGGAAGCGAGUUUCUCCCCCAGCCCCAGAGGUGCCCUUCCCCAUCCUGCUGGACAGGAGGGGCUGCUGCAACCAGCGGCAGGUGGAGGUGUGGGGGGGAACAUUCCUCAGAUGGGCACUAAUAACUUCUGCCAGGGAGCUCUCUUGCAGGGCAAGAGACAAAGGGCACCUCAAAUGAUCCAGGGGGGCUUCCUCGGGAAGAAAGGUUGCAGCGUUUGGGACUUUUUAGUUUGGGAAAAAUGCAAGGAAGAGGCAGCUGUUGGGAACAUUAGGCGUGGCUUGGAGAAAGUGGAUGUAUAGAGAAAGGUUUUCCUCCCUCUCCCGCAAAUGCUAGAACUUGUGGACUUGCAACAAAACUGAAGACAGGGAGGUUCAGGACAAAGAGAAGAGAAAGCAAUUCUCCAUGGGGUACAAAGUUACUAUGGAACUCCCUGCCACAAGAAGCAGUGAUGGCCACCAACUUGGAUGGCUUUAAAAGAGGUUGGGCAAAUCCAUGGAGGGCAAUCAGUGGCUACAAGGCACAAGGCCAGUCACUGGCUCUGGUGGGCAGAAGGUCCUGCUUGCAAGUUUCUCACAAUAGGGAUCUGGCUAGCUCCUGUGAGAGCAGGAUGAGGGGCCAGUGGGAUCCCCCUGGCCUGAUCCCGUAGGGCUCUCUGCAUGCCCUUCUGCUCACCCCUCCCUCUCUUUCCCCCUUCUUCCCCUCCUGCCCAUGGGCCUUUUGUCUCCUCCGCAGAACUCCAUCCGCCACAACCUGUCCUUGAACAAGUGCUUUCAGAAGGUGGCGCGACAGAAAGACGAGCCUGGCAAGGGGGGCUUCUGGCGGAUCAACCCCCAGCACGCAGACAGGUUCGUCGACGGGAUAUUCCGGCGGAGGCGGGUGCCAACCUUUCCCUGCAUUUUGGCCACUCAGGCAACACCCCCCUUGCCUGCCUCCGGUGCACAGCUGGGCUGCUUCCGAGGGAGGGGACGAGGCCCCCUGCAAGAGGACCAGGCGCCCCGGCUUCCUGGGGGGCAGCGCCACCCCGGUAAGUGCAAGCAGCAGCCAGGCCAGGGCACCAGCAAGGCUGCUUGGACCGGUGCCCGCUCGCCUCUGGCCUCUGUGGGCAGAGAGGGGGUGGCUCUGCCGGGGGACCUCAGCUGGGCGCCUGUCUUGGAGGACACCUUCGUUGGCAGCGGGAGCAGCAUUGAGGACCUGGAGCUGACGGCAGCCCUCGGCUCCCUGGCCGCCGAGGAGGUGGUCCUGGCCUCCUCUGACCAGCCAGUCAGUCCUCUGAGCCAAGAGGGUCCCCCUCACCCUGUCCCAGCCCUGGUGGAAGACUUGACGCUGUAUGCCGAGCCCCUGGGCCAACCGUGGGGGGAGGAGGAAGCAGCCACGGAGCCGUCGCUGGGACCCCCCUGGGCCUUCGAGGAGGAGGGCGGCACCUGCUUUGUCGAGGGCUUCCUAGCCGAGAUGCAGCCGUGGGAAGCAUGAGCUCUGCAGGCCCCCAAGAGGCAAUGAGAAGACGCAGCAGAAGCGGCCUUGGUUUGCAGCUGACCUCUGCCCGGGGUGGGCAGCCCUGCCCCAGAGCAGAGAGGCUGGGGGUGUCCGCCAUAGCCGUAGCCUUGCUCGAUGCAAGUCAUGCUGUGGUGUGUAUGGCAGCAGGUCGCAGAGCGCCUGUAUUCCCAAAUGUCAAAAGGCACAACAGAGCUCCAUUAGCUCAGGAUGUACAGCUUUUUCUGAAACCGGUGAGCACACUCUCAGAGGUGCAAGGAUGGGCAAAGCGGGUCUGCCAAAGGGCUGGGGGCCAAGAAACCAGGGGAAAGGGGGCACUUCUCGUCCUCUCCCUAUUCAGAAGACUUCAAGGCCUCCCCCUCCUUCCCUUCCUGUGCACGCAAAACCAAUAUCCUUUUUCCAAAUCAACUUUGGCAUCACAAUGUUUGUAAGAAAAUAUAUGCAAAUAAUUUUGUCU